AUGCAAGGCAGCGCCACCAGCUACACCCCGCAGCCAUCCUGGGACCCACAGCAGCCGCAGCCGCAGCGGCUACAGCCGUCCAAAGACGCUGCCUACGAUAUCGCCUCGUCCAUCGUACCUGAGGGCCAGCCGUCCCAGGAAGCCAGUGCUGCUGCCGUCAUUGCUACUGCCGCCGCGGUCGACACUGCCGCAGGGCCGGGCGCCGAGGGAGGCAAGACUGGGGCCGGUGACAGCAGCGGCAGUGGCGGGGAAGGUGGUGGGCGGCCCCAGCCUUGGCCGGUCAAGAUGUUGCUGCAGGCGCAGCAGAUGGAACAGCUGGGCAAGCAGCAGGGACGGACGGAGGGUGAAGGGGAGGGGGAGGGGGGCCAGCUGCAACAGCUGCUCAGUCUCCAAGACGGUGAGGAGGAGGAGGAGGAGAGGGGGGAGGAAGAGGUUGGCGGAGGGGAGAAGCAGGCAGAGCCGCAGCGGCCGCAGGAGCCGGGUGGCUUGAUGCAGCCGCUGACGCAGGCACUAGGCAUUCCGCAGCAUCAGCAGCAGCAGGAAGAGCUGCGAGAACAAAGACAACAUCUCAGGCAACAACAGCAGGAACAACAACAACAACAACAACAGCAGCAACAGCAUCAUGAAAGGCAGCAAACACGGCCGAAACAGAAGCGACAGGGACAGGCAGACACACGGACUGAAGACGCGGUGGAUAAGGUGUUGAGCAAAGGGAGGCAUGCCAGGAGUACGAUAUCGGGGCCCGUGGUUUCGGAGCCCUGUCGUACCGUGGCAGCGCAUCCGGACGGUACUCUGUGGAGCCACCGCACGGGGGACGUUGGGCCUCUGACUACCCGGGUGCUGCAACAGCUACUGCUACUGCCAUACCAGGGGGAGGGUGCAGGUAGCGGCGCGGCGGCGGCGCCUCCGCCGCCGGGGGGAGCUGUAGCAACGGCUCUCGCCACCGAGGGCGACAGCGACAGCUGCAGCGACGUCGACGCCGCCUAUCGCGGACCGCCGUGCCACGUGCUGGUGGCGGGGUCGUACCAGGCGUACACGGCCUUGCGAGCCCUGUCGUACGCGCAGGGCGCAAUUCGGCUAGCAUCGUACAACGUGGCGGCCAGUAGUCCGUGGUCCUCGUCCGUGGAAUCCUCCCUGCAGCCCAACCGGGGCUGGGGCCCGGGUGCCGCCGCUGCUACCGCGGGGUCCGCCGUGUGCUUCACAGCCCACGAGGUCUCCGAACAGGAGCUGCGUUUGUACUACGGUCAAACUGUACAAUAUGGCACAGGGCGGCGUCCGGAGCUGGGCCUGCCACCAUCGCUGUCGCCAUCUCUUCCACCGUUGCGGCCGCAGUCGAAGGGCAAGGACAGCCUGUCUGGAGGGUUCGCGGCAGCUGGUGACGUCGUCUGUCCGGCGGAGGCGCCUGUCGCUGGCGGCGGUGCGGGGCUCGUUCGUGCAGCACCGCGUGCUGCGGGGCCUCGGCAGUGGAAGGCGCCGUUGGCGGCGGCCGCUGCGCUGGCGGAAGGAAUGGGGCCACGACGGAGCGCAGACGGCGGCACAGACGGCGGCGUGGACCCAAGUAACUCGGUGUCAUCGCAGUCGUUGCUGCCGCCGCCGCAGCAGCAGCAGCAGCAGCGGUUGAAGGGGUGGCCCGAGCACACGGCGCAUCUUAAUCCGCGAGCACUGGUGUCCGUAUUCCUAGUCCAGCCACCGCUGGGGUUGUUGUACAGAUCCGGUACGGCUAACGCCGUACCGGCGGCUGCGGGUGGCGGCGGUGGCCGCCGCCACCUGCCGCCCCUAGCUAUCGGCGCCACCGCCGAUGCACAUGGCCUAGGGCGGUUGCUGGCGGACCGGCUCCGGAACCACGGCUACUGCCGUAUGCAAGCGCUUGGCCGAAACGCUUCGAGCCGCGCCCUGGCGAUUUUGUCUGUAGCCUCCGGGGCCUUAUCCCCGACUGGACUGGGUGUCCUGGCUUUUCCGUACAUGAGCGCCCUGGGACCGCAGCCGCGUGCAGACCUGCCGCCGCCGGUGGCGGCGGCGGCGGCGGCGGUGGCGGUGGCGAGCCGCCCGGCGGGAAGGAGGUCUCGCGACACAGGACGGCCGCCGCCGCUACCGGGCCCAAGGGCCACUCCUGCUGCUACUGCCCCCGGCGGAGCUGCACCUGGUACGGCAGUGUCGGCGGCGGUUGCUGCGGGGUUCUUGGACCCCGUUCUGCUGGAUAAGGCCCCGCAGCUGAUACUGGAGGUGGUGCUGUGCGAGUGGGACGACAGCGGCAGGCCAGUGUUUUUGGAGCAGGCCACCCCCGCCAUGCCCACGGCGGCACCGGGGCCCGCCGUCGCCGUCGCCGUCGCCUCUGCCUCCGCCACCCUAGGAAACCCCCCAAGGCAAGAGAGCAAGCCCUGUGGGGCCAGUUGCUGCACGGCAGAGCUCGUGCCGGAAGCGCCGGCUGAUGGCGCCACCGCUGCAGCGGGAGAUCCGCAGCGCCCGCGCACUGCUAUUGCUGCUGCUACUGCUGCUGCCACCCAGCGCAUUGAACGCAGCGGCAGUAGCGGUAGUAGCGGCGGCGGCCAUGGGCCCCCGCCGGUUCGCUUAGCGGUGGUGCCGCAGCAGCGGAGUGAUGCUACCGGUGCUACUGCUGCCGCUACCGCUUCAGCGGCAGCAACCGGUGGCGGCGGCGGCACUCGUCUAGAGCUACAGCUGGGGCCCCCUGACGGCCCCGACACUCGUACAGCUUCCGAGGCUGUAGCCCGCGCAGUCACGGAGGGCCAUCCGGUGGCCCUCGCAGCGCGGAGUCUGGGUGCUGUGCUGCGGCUGCCAGUGGUGGUCUUCCGGGCGCAAGGGGCGCUGAGGAAGCUGGAGCGGCCCAAGCGGGGAGCGCUGGUGUUUACGCUGCAGCGGAGGUCCCAGUCCCAGUCCCAGUCCCAGUCCGAGCCACACCAGCUAGCGGACAAGGGGGCGAGCCGGGUGCUGCGGCAGGGCUCCGUGGCGGCCGUCGAAGCGAGGCGAGUGUACCGCCUGCCGCUGUCCGCCCUCCAUCACCACCGGGACUCACUCCCCGAGUACCCCCCAGGGCUGGACCACAUCACGGCUCAGUCCGUCAACCGGCGGCUGCGACCUGGCGGUACGGACCCGGGGGCAGGAAGAAAGAACGAGAAUGGGGAGGGCAGCGGCGGCGGCGGCGAUGAUGAUGAUGAUGAGGCGGGCGGUGACGGCGGCGGCGACCAGCGAUAUGUGCAAGCCGCCGCAGCCGCGGCAAUGCAGCACCUGGUCCGGUACGGCACCGCGGUGCUGGUGGCGACCAGCCCCGGCAGCCGCUUGACGGCGCUGCUGGCGGUGGCGUCCGUAUCGGAGGGGCUCAUGCGCAGCGCCGGUCUGACAGUGCUCAUCAGAGUGGACCCACAUGCCUCUCCGGCGGAGCCGCCCACAACCAGUACCAACCCGCGGCAGCCGUCUGCCUCUCAGGCCCCUCGGCCACUGCCACCCAGACGUUACCAGCUACUGCUCGCCCGGAUUGACCCACGGGUCGGUAGGCUGCAGCUGUUGCGGCCUGAUGACUUGGUGGCUCGCCCGGCGAAGGGAUCUGGGCCGGGGUAG
Messenger RNA from Volvox carteri f. nagariensis, 3573 nucleotides. RefSeq lists its product as uncharacterized. The record is from RefSeq and is a predicted model, not a curated record. The transcript is spliced from 6 exons. Lineage: Eukaryota; Viridiplantae; Chlorophyta; Chlorophyceae; Chlamydomonadales; Volvocaceae. Bases 1 to 3573 code for a protein of 1190 amino acids.